AUGUCUGAAAAUAUGAUUUAUACGGGAGCUGUCCACGCUGUGAAAGAUGUCUGGGAAAAGAGAAUAAAGAAACACAGCGAUGACCUGAAUCGAGAGAAGGAAUUUCAGCAAAAGCUAGUGAAAAUAUGGGAAGAAAGAGUAAAUUUAACCAAGCUGAAAGAAAAGGUUACUAGAGAAGAUGGAAGAGUAAUUUUGAAAAUAGAAAAUGAGGAAUGGAAGACCCUUCCUUCUUCUCUGCUGAAACUGAAUCAGCUCCAAGAAUGGCAGCUUCAUAGAACUGGCUUGUUGAAAAUUCCCGAAUUUAUUGGAAGAUUCCAGAGUCUCAUUGUGUUAGAUUUAUCUCGAAACACGAUUUCAGAGAUACCUCGGGGAAUUGGAUUGCUUACUAGACUUCAGGAAUUGAUUCUUAGUUAUAAUAAAAUCAAGACUGUCCCCAAGGAACUAAGUAAUUGUGCCAGCUUGGAAAAACUAGAACUUGCUGUCAACAGAGAUAUAUGUGAUCUUCCACAAGAGCUCAGCAAUUUGUUAAAACUUACUCAUCUUGAUUUGAGCAUGAACAACUUUACCACAAUCCCUCCUGCUGUGUUGAACAUGCCAGCCCUAGAAUGGCUUGACAUGGGAAGCAAUGGCCUUGAACAACUGCCUGAUUCUAUUGGAAGAAUGCAAAAUCUACAUACAUUAUGGCUGCAAAGAAAUGAAAUAACAUGUUUGCCAGGAACCAUGAACAAUAUGAAAAAUCUGAGUACUCUUGUACUCACCAACAAUAAACUACAAGAUAUUCCAGAGUUUAUGGAAGAGAUGACCAACCUGAGGUUUGUCAACUUCAGAGACAACCCACUGAAACUGGAAGUAAUCCUUCCUCCCAGUGAAAACGCAGAUGAAGAGGAGCAGGAAUUAUAUGGACUUCGGUUUAUGAACACAUAUAUACAGGAAUCACGAAGAAAAGCAGAUAACCAAAUCAACAGUCCUACCACUUUACCAAACUCUAUAAAUACUGAAGGAUAA
This is a messenger RNA of Suncus etruscus (white-toothed pygmy shrew), 1005 nucleotides long. RefSeq names its product leucine rich repeat containing 39 (gene LRRC39). Lineage: Eukaryota; Metazoa; Chordata; Mammalia; Eulipotyphla; Soricidae. The record is from RefSeq and is a predicted model, not a curated record. The transcript has 8 exons. The coding region runs from base 1 to 1005 and encodes 334 amino acids. Gene Ontology annotation, molecular function: protein binding.